AUGGAACAUUCACGUGAUAGAGCUGCUGGUGGAUCUGUCAAUAGUCCUCCAUGGUUCAAUGGUGGAUGUGAAAAAUAUACUCAGUGGAAGAUAUACAUGAAAUCAUAUCUCUACGCUCAAGAUGAACAUGUGUGGAAUAUUGUGGAAAAUGGAUGGACUGUACCUGUGAUAAAAGCAAAAGGAGAGAGCUCUUCCAUUGUCACUCCCAAACCAAGGAAGGACUGGACUGAAGAAGAAGUUCGUGAUCUGCAAGCAGACUUCAAAGCUAAGAACAGCAUCUUCACAGCUCUAUCUGAGCGAGAAAAACUGAGAAUCAGUCAUUGUGAUACUGCCAAGCAUGCAUGGGAUCUUCUACAGACUACAUACGAGGGAAAUAAAAAGGUACGUGCACAGAAACUACAAGCCUUGAUCUUUGAAUUCGAGACAAUGACCGUGGGAGAUGAUGAAAUAGUAGAUGACUUUCAUGGUAGAAUUCUUAAAAUCUCUGGUCAAUGUCGUAGUCUGGGGGCACCCUUUGAUGAAGACAAGAUUGUCAAAAAGAUACUCAGAGCUUUGCCAGAAAAAUUUCAUUCAAAAGUCACAAGUAUAGAGGACUCAUUUGAUAUUGAUGAGUAUCCACUUGAUGAGCUCAUCGGAAAUCUUAAAACUUAUGAAAUGAGAUUGAAGCCUGAGAAGAAAAAUAAAGGUGUGGCCUUCAAGGCAGUCAAAGGAGAAGAAGAGGAGACAGUGGAUCUUGCGCUAUUGACAAAGGAAUUUAAAAAAUUCCUCAAAAACAAGAACUCAUCCAGAAAUCCCAACCCAUCUAAGAAAAACUCCUACAAUGGCAGUAGCAGCAGUGAUUACAAUAGCAAGAAUGGGAAAACAAACUUCAAGGGAACUCAUUCAGGCAAAACUAAGUGUUAUGAGUGCGGUGGCUACGGUCAUAUUUCCACUGACUGUGGAAAUAGGAAGCAUGGAAAUAGCAACAAUAAAUCACUUCUCUCAACCUGGAGUGAUGAUGAGUCUCAGGAAGUGGAAAAUGUUGCGUUUGUAUCAUCACUUCUACCUGACUCUGACAGUGAUGAAGCCUUCUCUGAUGAUGAAACAAAUAUCCGCUGCAGACAACUCUACAAAGCUUCAAAGGCAACUCUCCUCAGAAACUUGAGUUUGGAAAAAGAAGUUGAAUUCCUGAGAACCGAAAAAGAAAAAUUAGAGAAACUUUUGGAAACAUCACAAUCUGCAUGGGAACUGGAAAGAAGCAAACAUGUAGGUGAACUAGCAGAUUUGCAAGAUGACCAGAAGUCUUCAACUUGGAAGACUGAAAAGACUGAGUAUCUCAACAGAAUCAAAACAAAAUGCUAG
Messenger RNA from Rosa chinensis, 1341 nucleotides. RefSeq lists its product as uncharacterized. The transcript has a single exon. The record is from RefSeq and is a predicted model, not a curated record. Lineage: Eukaryota; Viridiplantae; Streptophyta; Magnoliopsida; Rosales; Rosaceae. Bases 1 to 1341 code for a protein of 446 amino acids. Gene Ontology annotation, molecular function: zinc ion binding; nucleic acid binding.